This is a messenger RNA of Pangasianodon hypophthalmus (striped catfish), 1785 nucleotides long. RefSeq names its product VPS37A subunit of ESCRT-I (gene vps37a). The record is from RefSeq and is a predicted model, not a curated record. Gene Ontology annotation, biological process: ubiquitin-dependent protein catabolic process via the multivesicular body sorting pathway; protein targeting to membrane; protein targeting to vacuole. NCBI's taxonomy places the organism in Eukaryota, Metazoa, Chordata, Actinopteri, Siluriformes, Pangasiidae. Gene Ontology annotation, cellular component: ESCRT I complex. The transcript is spliced from 13 exons. The coding region runs from base 192 to 1352 and encodes 386 amino acids.
GACGCAAAACUAACGCGUCACCGCUUGUUUGUCUUCCGACCUGAUUUGACGUUAGCUUUGUUCUGACUUGCGUUAUGAAGAGUUAUUAACACGUGUAAUGCGUUAUAACCAGCGUUUUUGAUUCGAACAUGUCCGAAGGGCAGUCGAAGACAAGUUAAUGAGAAUAAUAACAGUAUUCACCGCAUGUCAGGAUGAACUGGAUUUUUUCUAAAGGCUCUUCAGCGAUUCAGCCUCUGACCAGUUUACAGAAACAAAGACAGCGACAGAUCGAGUCGCUCAAAGCUGCGCAUUCUACCAUCGCAGAGAUCCAGAAAGAUGUCGAGUACCGGAUUCCUUUCACUGUCAACAACUCGACCAUCAGCGUCAACAUAUUGCUUCCACCACAGUUCCCUCAAGAGAAGCCCGUCGUCACUGUGUAUCCUCCCGUCGGCCAUCACGUAGUGGACGCGAACAACGGCACGGUGGUCACCAGCCCCCUCAUCACCAACUUCGGGAUGCACUCGGAUCUCGGGAAAGUAAUCCAGAGCUUGCUGGAUGAGUUCUGGAAGAGUCCGCCGGUCCUGAUGUCCGGCGCGCCGUCUUUCCCUUUCAUGUACAAGCCGCCGUACCCUGCGCAGAACUUUCGUUUUGUCCCCGCCUUCCCGAGCCAGGACCCCCAGCGGCCCGUCGUCCCCGCCCCGCUCCCCCCGCCCCCGGGACCAGAGCUACAGCAGGGGCAGAACCAGCAGAACCGUCCUCCGGCACCGACGUACGGGCUGAUCACGGACCUCCCGCUGCCCGUCCCCAUGGCCGACUCGCAGACCGGACUGAACGGUCACAUCUACAAGAUGCCCGAAAUCCCCGACUCGUUUCCAGAACUUUCCGAGAUGAGUGUGUCUCAGCUGAAGGACAUGAACGAUAACGAAGACAUGCUGCUGGACUAUUUUGCGUGUCUGCCUCAGCUCAAGCAGGUCUCCAGCGAUAAAGAAGACCUUGUGAUCGCCAUCGUCACUGUGGCCAAAAAGAAUCUGCAGCUGGAGCCACAGCUGGAAGGGAAGAGACAGGAGAUGCUGUACAAAUAUGAGCAGCUGACCCAGAUGAAGUCAGCUUUCCAGACCAAAAUGCAGAGACAACACGAGCUCAGUGAGAGCUGCAGCCUGAGUGCCCUGCAGGCGAGGUUAAAGGUCGCGGCCCAUCAGGCUGAGGAGGAGUCUGAGGAGACGGCCGAGAACUUUCUGGAAGGAAAGACGGAGAUCGACGACUUUCUCACCAGCUUCAUGGAGAAGAGGACGCUUUGCCACAGCAGAAGAGCUAAAGAAGAAAAGCUCCAGCAGGCCAUCUCCGUGCACGGACAGUUCCCCUCUUCACACUAGGCUCACUACUGGUUUUGGUACUAAAGCAGAACGCUCAGCCUCACGACAAACACGCAGCAAUGCAGAUCCAAAGUCCUACUGCUACCGGCUGGAGGAGCGGAGCGUGAGCUGAUGCUGAAUUUACUGAUUACGUGAAACAACCGACGGCGUUCUAGGUCGGCUUCAGCGAGGCUGUAGCAGGGUGUUAUUCAGAGUAUUAGGCAGCCAUUUUGAGUUCUCGUUAGCACACACUUUGAAUACUGACGAUGGAUUUCUUUCGGUUUGGACCUUCCUUGCACUUGAUGGAGAAUCUGAAAUUUGCCGAUGCUGCCAGAUACGCCACAAAAAAUACUGUAUUUAAUAUUGUUGAUAAUAGGCUUUAUUAUAAUCAGACAUUGUAUUAUAAGUUUAUUUAAUUUGAUAGGCUAAUAAAAUAUUUCCAAUAAUCACUCUG